This is a messenger RNA of Cherax quadricarinatus, 7073 nucleotides long. RefSeq names its product Kinesin-like protein at 61F (gene Klp61F). Gene Ontology annotation, biological process: spindle elongation; microtubule-based movement; mitotic spindle assembly. Gene Ontology annotation, cellular component: spindle microtubule; mitotic spindle; nucleus. The record is from RefSeq and is a predicted model, not a curated record. NCBI's taxonomy places the organism in Eukaryota, Metazoa, Arthropoda, Malacostraca, Decapoda, Parastacidae. Gene Ontology annotation, molecular function: microtubule binding; plus-end-directed microtubule motor activity; ATP binding.
ACCUACAUCAACAUCACUCGUUGUUAGUUUGAACUGCGGCUGCUGAGGUCUCUGCUCUUACUUGCUUAUUAUUUUCACUUUUACUGGUGGUACUGGGAGCUUUUUAACAUGGCGACGAGUCCAUCAACGUCCCGGAAGAAUGGCCGGAAGAUAGGGAGUAGCCAGAACAUCAAGGUGUUCGUCAGGUGCAGACCUAUGAAUUCUUCAGAAAAGAGUAGUAAAUCGUUUAGUAUUGUAGAAUGCCAGAACCACAAAGAAAUAACUAUUCGAGAAAGGCCAAUGGACAAAUUUGCAAAAACCUUUACAUUUGACAGAGUCUUUGGCCCAGAAUCAAAGCAGAUUGAUGUGUACAAAUCAGUUGCAAAAAACUCUGUUGAAGAAGUUCUCAGUGGGUUCAAUUGCACAAUAUUUGCAUAUGGUCAGACAGGAACAGGAAAAACUUUUACCAUGGAGGGAGAACGUACUCCAGACAAUACAUCGUGGGAUGAGGACCCUUUGGCAGGUGUCAUCCCACGCUGCGUCACCCAUUUGUUUGAUGAAUUACGAAUGCAGAAGUUGGAGUUUUCAAUGCGUGUCUCUUUCCUUGAGCUUUACAAUGAGGAAUUAUUUGACUUGCUGUCUCCUCAUGAUGAUAUGUCUAAACUCAGAUUGUAUGAGGAUUCUAGCCGAAAGGGUUCCUGUAUUAUUCAAGGGUUGGAAGAAGUUCUGGUGCGUUCAAAGUCUGAUGUAUACAGUGUAUUGGAAAAAGGGUCAAAUAAACGUCAAACUGCAGCCACCCUCAUGAAUGCACAUUCCAGUCGCUCCCACACAGUUUUUACCGUUACUAUACACAUAAAGGAAAAUACACUAGAUGGCGAUGAACUUCUUAAGACUGGUAAACUACACUUAGUUGACUUGGCUGGAUCAGAAAAUAUUGGACGCUCAGGUGCCGUAGACAAGCGGGCUCGUGAAGCAGGUAACAUUAACAUGUCUCUACUAACUCUUGGGCGAGUUAUCACUUCACUAGUUGAAAAGGCUCCUCAUGUUCCAUAUAGAGAGUCUAAGCUAACUCGGCUUUUACAAGAUGCUCUUGGUGGGCGAACUAAGACGUCAGUUAUAGCUACAAUUUCUCCAGCCUCUGUAAACUUAGAAGAAACUCUGUCUACAUUGGAUUAUGCCCAUAGAGCAAAGAACAUCCAGAACAAGCCAGAAGUCAACCAGAAACUGAAUAAGAAGGAACUUAUAGGGGAGUAUUCUGAAGAAAUUGAGCGCUUGCGCCGUGACCUGAUGGCCAUGCGUGAAAAGAAUGGUGUUUAUCUUGCCAAUGAAAACUAUCAAGAUAUGGUUAACACAAUGGAAUUGCAGGCCCAGGAAAUAACCGAGAAGAUUGCUCAUAUCCGAGCACUGGAAGAGGACAUGGAAAAGAAAAUGGAAAUAUUUGCAGAAAUAAACCAACGGCUUGAGGAUACCAGUAACGAGCUCAAGAAAACAAAGAUGAAAUUGGACACCACUAAAAACACCCUUGCUUGUACACAGAAGCUCUUGCAUUACACAGCUCAGGAGCGUGAGGAACAGAAGUACCUUGUCUCUGCACAUGUAAAGACAGAAGAAAUUCUGAAGACUCAAGGGCAAGCUUUAGUGAAUGUGGCUGACACUACUACUACACAUUUGGCCAAGCUACAUGAUAAGCUAGAACGAAAAAAAGGCACUCAGAUACGACAGUUUAGAAGUCCCUCCAAACUGUCAAUAUCCCAGACCUCUCCUUCAAAGUGCAGUCAGGUUGAAAGUAAAAAUUUAGAAACUUGUGAAGAGUUCCACCAAUCUUACCUGAAGUGUGUAGAGGCAAUGCGAACAGAUCUGUCAUCAACUGUUGCCCAGCAGAGUGAUGCUGUUCAUAAUAUUGCUUCCCAGUUUGGGAAGUGUGUGAAACAGUGCAGAGAGGAGGUUGUGGACAUAAGUAGUCAGUUGAUGGCUCUUGGGGAAAACCAAGCAUCCCUCAUCAAUUCCUUCCUAUCACUCUAUAAGAACAAGGUUGAAGCACAAGUUGCAUCUUCAAGAGCAAUGAAUGAUCAUGUUGGUCAGGAUUGUGAUCAACAGAAAGCAUGUAUUCACACCUUCCAUAAAAAUGAAUCUCUGCCGAUUUUGGAUGAAAUGGCCUCUUUGAUAUCCUCCCAUUCAACAGUUAUCAAUGAUCUUCAUACAGUGUUAAACAGCAAACUAACUGCCAUAGAUGAUGGGUGUGAAAAUUUCCACCAGCAACAUUGCAAACUAGUUUGCCAGCUGGAAGAAGAGAUGAACGCUCAUUUGGAAAACCAUACCUGUCAUAUCACAGCCUGCCUUGACAUUGUGAAUAACUUGAUAGUAUCAUCAGAAACACAGUCACAGCACCUCUAUUCUGCCUUCAACAGCCUUAAGGCCAAGUUUACGGAGUUAGAAAAUGAUGUUCAGGCAUUUGCGGUAUCUAGUAAUGAAGGCAUGUCAGAUGUACGCUCAAGCCUCAAUUUAGUCCAAGAAAAUACUAAAGCUGCCAACAGCAGCAUGGUACACCUGACAAAAAAUAUUGCCAGUGUGUGUACCACUCAUGCAUCAACUACACACAGUCUUAAGAAUGAGUUACAGAUUACUGUGGAUAAACUACUUAUCCAGAUGGAAAGUGAUGUUCAACACUUGGGAGAGAAGCGCUGCAGUUUGGAAUCCACAGUGGACUGUUUUGCUGGCAGAGCUUACCAAGCCAUGGUUGAUACACAUGAAGCGGUACAGAACCACAGCAAGGAUAUGGAAAGACAGGCAACUGAAGAUAUCAAGAGCACCACAGAAAAACUAGAGACGGCAGUAGUGGAAUUGACACAUGAAGUGGAGAAUAAGAAUAAAGCCUUAGAGGCUGAAAUCCUUAGAUUAGAAGCAGAAUGUUCUCAUCUUAGUGAUGCAUGUCAGAAGGCACAGAUCAGUUUAGAAAAAUGGUCUAAUAAACAUGAUGAGGCACUUAGUACUCAAGGGGAACAAGUCUCGGAGCUGUUCUUUGAGAAGAUGACGAAAGAUGUACCAACAGGUCAAACUCCAGUAAGACAAGAGUAUUCAUUUUCAAAGCUUCUGUCUUCUACGUCUCCUCAUGAAAGACUUCUGCAAAGAUAUCGAGCUGGAACUGUAACAACACUGUCAAGGAUCCCCCUUCCAAGCUAUACAGAUGAUACUGAGGAUGACACUGGACCUUCAUCAGCAGAGAGCUUACAUCUGUCAUCAGACUUUUCACAGCUAGAGGAUUUAGAAGGAAGAUCACAAGCAGAAUCUGCAUCUACAUCUAAGGGUGUAAGCAAGGUGUUCCUGGUCCCUAAUCCUCGUUUGCAACGGGAAGAUUCUGGUAUCCCUCUUUCCCGCUCCUCUUCAUCAUCAUCUCUCAAUGAUUACAAGGAAAAUAAAGAAAACAGCAAGUGGGCAGUGCGGCAAGGGAGUGCGAAAAACCGCGAAUUGAAAGUGCCUGGCAUAUAUAGUAGCUCCAGCUUAGAAAAGUUAGCAAACACAGAAGCCCAAGUACGAUCUAGAAGAGUUUUGGGCUUGCAAAACUAAUGACAUAUAACUUCAUGGUUCUGCUGAUUAAGAAAUCUUGAGAAUAAUAUGCAACUGGAUUAAUUAGAAUGUGAGGCAAGUGUGGCUGGUCUUUAUUGUUAUACAUUGUACUUGUUUACAUGUAGUAUAUGUAAAUGGACAGCGUGUCACUCUUGAGAGGCUGGUUCUGUACAGUUAUGUAUGAAAAUAAUAGCCUUAGUAGUUCAGAAUUUAAACCUACUGUGCUUCAACCAUGGUAGUGUAUGGCAUUUUUAAUAUGUUGUGAUUUUAUUUCAUAAAACAUAUUAAUUUUGUGAUCCAGUUGUUUUUUCUGCAUUACAGCAAAAGUUAAUAUACAUUUUAUGUUUUUACAAAUAAUCAGUUUGAAUAUACCAAGUUGGGAAGUUCAACUUAAGACAAUAAACAUUAUGUAAUUGCAACUUGGAAACUGUAUGUCAGAGCUUUUAGCAUGUUAUUGGCUUUCAGCUCUGAUCUUGUAUUGGUUUGGUAGAAGGUGAAAACAAUAAUAAUUAUGAUAUUUGCUGAUAAUAAAAAUGAUAAAAUAUUUUUUUCUUAUUGGGAGAAGCACUUAACUAAAUUUAAUGCUAGGGAUUUGCAGGUCUUUGAACCUUUUUAAUUCAUGAGGCAAUUAUCUGUGUACUGUAUAUAAAUAUUUUAUUACCCUAGCUAUUUUUCUUAUUUAUUUAACAGAUGGAUAAAUGCAUAAUUGUAAAUAAGAUGGAAUAGUUUAAGCCUUGGUGCUAAAAGCUUCUAUUCUUUUUACUCAACAUUAAGGAUUUGUUAGAAAUUUUCCAAAAUAGUAAAAAUGCAAUGAAUUUUUGCUCUUUCCAUAAUACAGUGUGAUAUGUUUUGUAUGCAUUAUCCUGUAUGAGUUUGAGGGGGAGGAUGUCUUCCCUCGACUUUUGACCCAUUAAUGGGUAUGAAAGUUCACAAUAUUGUUAGUGAAGAAAUUUGUGUACAAAAUUGUGGGGUCUUAAUUCAGUGACCCCUCUGACACCCUACAACUGUUGCCACUAGGUUAUGAUUAAAAAAAAAAAAAAAAAGCUUUCCAACAUAAGUCUUGUGAUGAAUGUUGUCUUAGGAAAAUACCAGCUUGUACAAUAAUUUGCACCUGGUUUCCUAGUGGUAAUAGUGGUGGAUUGAGGUGUUGCAGCAUUAGUUUUAAGUGCUUCGUGCUCAAAUUUAUUUCCCCAUAAAAUCUCACUUCAUGUAUAAUCAAACCUUAGAAUUAACAGGAAAAAAUCAAGCAGAUAUGUUUUCCAUACAUUCAUAACUUAAUAAUUUGCAUUUCAUGACCAAAUUCUACCAAAGAGGAAAGUGCUGCAUUUACAUUAAACAGUAAAGAAUGUUUUUGGUUAAAUACCAUAUGUUAUUAAAAGAUAAAUCACAUUUUGUGACAGCUAGUUGACCCUUUUGGGUUUAGUGCUUAAUUUGGUUAUUUUAUUAUAACAGCUCUUGUCAGCUUCUUUAUUAUGUAGAUUUAUUAGUGCUCCUAGAUAGGUUUUUAUAUAGAUGCAUGAUAUUGAGCUGCAGACCAUCAAAGAUACAUAACAUCAAUUUCAGCUAAUUCCAUAGCACAAGAUGGCUGACUCUUGAUGAUUCUCUAUAUUUCCUAAACAAAUUUUAUAAAACAAGUAGAAAAUAAUGCACACUAGUUGUGACCCAUAUAAGUAUAAGGACUUGUUUUUUUCUCUCAUAAAUGCACCAAUUGAUAAUAUACAUAAGGAAAUGUAUUAGAUACAGCAACAGUGAAAGGGGGAAAAAAGUGGUAGGAAAAAGUUUGGUGGUUAGUUACAUGUCUACUAAGGAGUGGUGGAUGACAGCUCCUCAGUUAUAACACUCAAACAUUGGCCUUCUGUAUUUAUCACAAGCGAAGUGCAGAAUGAAGAUAAGAGGUUCUGUUCUCAAGAAGCUACCUUACCUUUCAAGAGUUUCACUACUCUUGGAGCUGGACAGUUUCCUUCUACAGGUCCUGAAUUGUGAUAGCUAUAAGGACCUGUGGGCUGAUAGCACAAAUGGCCCAGUUGACAGUUGCCAGUGGUAUUCUAGCCUCAGGCUGGGUUAGGAGGGGGGGGGGGGGGUUAGAGCCCUGAAAACUGGUUACAGGCUGGAGUGAUGUGUAUUUAUGGUGAUGAGUGUAGGUGGUGUCCAUAUCCCUCACUCGUUUGGGAUCUGACUGGUUUCUGCGAAAUUGAGGGAGCCUUGCAGAUAUUACUCCAAACAUUGUAAUUUUCUGUAAAACUCAUAUGAUAAAUGCAUUUGAUUGUAGGUUUAGUGCUUCUCUUUUAUUAUAAUAAUAAUAAUUGCAUUUGAGGCUAAUGAUUAAAUGUGUUUAAUAGGCAGUGGAACGUUACUUAUACUGCUUGUCUUGGUGCAGACACACUGCCAUUUUCGGCUUCCCAUCCCUUAUUUUCCUAGCUUAUAAACUUCAUUUAUCUUUGUUCUUUAGUGGGCUAAUGUAGGUAUAGUUUCUACUGAAUUUCUAAAAGUUGUUCUAAAAAAAGGUGGGCUUUUAUUUGUGAGUAACCCUUGUGGGUGUAGUGCUUAAAUUUUUUUCUCAUUUCAUGCAUUUGUAUUAAAAAGUGUCUAGAAGCAACAUUGUUUGCAGUGUUCAGUGUAAAAGGAAGCCCACUAGUCUUUUUCAAAACUAAAGCCAAAACCAGCACCACAAAUAUCACCUGGUAUAAGUAAAAUUAUUUAAUAUUUUUUUGAAAAUACAGUGGACCCCCGGUUAAUGAUAUUUUUUCACUCCAGAAGUAUGUUCAGGUGCCAGUACUGACCGAAUUUGUUCCCAUAAGAAAUAUUGUGAAGUACAUUAGUCUAUUUCAGACCCCGAAACAUACACGUACAAAUGCACUUACAUAAAUACACUUACAUAAUUGGUCACAUUUGGAGGUAAUCGUUAUGCGGGGGUCCACUGUAUACUGUAUCUAAUUAAAUGCAUAAAGAUUCAGUAAUGGUCAUAUGGUGUAUGUGUAAUGGGUCUGGUCCUUAUUUGCCUUAUGAUGUUUUGGGAGAGGUGAUCAGAUUCAUUUUUAAUUUUUGGAUGAAAUAUACUGAUGUAGCAUAUAAAAAUAUAGUUGGGUGUUCUGUCAAACUAACUAGGUGGGUUAAAAGUGGGUCCCAUUCUCAAAUUUUUUUUUUUUUAGUGCUGCUACUCAGCCAUAGCAUGAAGGAUAUUUUUUGUUUUACUGUACAGCACAACUUAAACACGCUAGUUUUUUGUAUUGUGUAAUUUGUAAGUCUGUUCAUAGUAAUAUUGCUUAUUUUGCCAUAGUUAAUCUUAUAGUUCCUUCAUGUAGUUUUGUGAUUGAAUGUUUUUUGUAUGUCUGAAAUGAACUCAGGACUGUGUACGUGCAAGGUUCAAAUCUCUUACAAUGUGUAAUAUUAGGUUUAUUUUUAAAAUAUGCAGUUCUGUAUCAAAAUCCUCUGUGUACAGUUUUCAAGGUCCCUUUAUACGAGUUAAAAGUAUUAUAUCCUAGUACUAGGUAUAUGAAAAUGUAUAUACAGUAAAUUUUAAGCAAAUGGAA